AUACUUACACAUUAAUUCCACUUAAACAUGGAGAGAGCAAACACUAAAUCUUCUUUGAAGUUUGUCAAGAACACUUCACCUUCUUCAUCUCAAUGGAGUAGUACUGAUUCUAAAGGAAUGACAAAAGAUGUACUCAAAGACAAGUUUUAUGACAAGUCUAAGGCUUCAAGAAAAUCUCCUACGAAAGAAAAUAAUAAACCACAAGAAGCUUCAAGAAAAUCUCCUACAAAAGAAAAUACUAAACCACAAGAAUUCAAACUCCACACACAAGAAAGAGCUGUUAAACGUGCAAUAUUCAACUAUGAAGUGACAACAAAAUUAUAUCUCAUGGAGUUGAGAAAGAGACAAGAAGAGAAGUUGAUGAAGAUGAUUGAAGAGGAAGAGAUACGUUUGCUAAGGAAGGAAAUGGUUCCAAGAGCUCAAUUGAUGCCUUAUUUUGAUAAGCCAUUUUCCCCACAAAGAUCAAACAGAACAGUUGCAAGAGAAUCAUGCAUACACAUGCUGACUAGCAAAUGCUGGAGCUGCACUUCUGGCAAUGGAUUCUAUAACAUGCACCAAUGUGGUCAUCAAGCUCUUAACAAUCCCAUUAAAUAGAAGCUUUUAAUAUGGUUGUGUGAAGAAGCCUUUUAUUUGCAUGCAUGUUGUACAUUUUCCAUGCCAUAGAGAGAAAAAG
This is a messenger RNA of Trifolium pratense (red clover), 673 nucleotides long. RefSeq lists its product as uncharacterized. Gene Ontology annotation, cellular component: mitotic spindle; nuclear microtubule. Gene Ontology annotation, molecular function: protein kinase activator activity; microtubule binding. The coding region runs from base 28 to 594 and encodes 188 amino acids. NCBI's taxonomy places the organism in Eukaryota, Viridiplantae, Streptophyta, Magnoliopsida, Fabales, Fabaceae. The record is from RefSeq and is a predicted model, not a curated record. The transcript is spliced from 7 exons. Gene Ontology annotation, biological process: activation of protein kinase activity; mitotic spindle assembly; regulation of mitotic spindle organization.